Molecule: messenger RNA, 1683 nt
Organism: Scomber japonicus (chub mackerel)
Lineage: Eukaryota; Metazoa; Chordata; Actinopteri; Scombriformes; Scombridae
Gene: rca2.1
Product: regulator of complement activation group 2 gene 1
Exons: 7
Coding region: 142-579 (145 amino acids)
Biological process (GO): negative regulation of complement activation, classical pathway
Source: RefSeq, a predicted model, not a curated record
GCACGGAGUACGCAUGAUCUUUAAUUCACCAUCUAGACAAGGGGGAACAACACCACCAGCACCACCCAAAAGGACUUAUUUUCAUUACCAAGCUCGCCAUAACCGACUAUAGGGGACUCAGUGACUUCAUACUUACCAGCCAUGGGUGUCUCCUACUUCCUCUAUCUGAGCUGCCUUGGCCUCGCCAUUACUGCUCAAGUUCAAGACUGUACCCGACCUGUUGGAGGUCCUAACACGGUUUUGACAGACAAUCGUGCAACAUACCCAACUGGGACCACAGUUACUUUUGAAUGUGAAACUGGCUACAUAACAGCUGGAGGGAAUCCAAGGAUUACUUGUACAGCUGGCACUUGGAGUCCUUUGAGCCUGAAAUGCGAGAGAAUAGAAAUUACAACUAAACCUACUCCUCGUACCACCUCCACCACCACCACAACCAAACGUCCUAUUACCACAAAGAAGCCAACCGAUCCUGGCACAACUCCAGAUCCUAACAACAAUGGAAAUCAUGUGGUGAGGAACACGCUUAUUGUUUUAGGAGUAACGGGAGCAGUCAUGUUGGUCCAGCAUUUCGGGCUGUGAAAGAAGCUUGUUGAAAAGAAGGGACAUCGCUGGUUCACACAAGUCUUUGAAUGUACUUGUACCCUUUGAGUGGUUCAUCUGAGUAGCUGACAAUUAUUUAAACCUUUUACAGGCCACUAAGUGAAGUGACGUUUGAAAAGCCUUCACAUUAUCAACAGUUUUUCUGUAAUUAUGAAGGAAUGGCAUAAAUGAGAAGCUUCAACUUUUGAUUUGUAAAUGUAUGCACUAUAGCUCAGAGCCUGGUCAUGUAUGGGUCAAUCAACACCUGCAUCUGAAUUACACAAAAAUGGUAAAAAAAAAAAAACAAACUGGAAUUAUUAACCUUGGAUAUAGCCGCUAUUACAUUUAUUAUUUUAUUUUUCAUUCAUAAACAUUCACAAAUCAAGGUUAAAUAGUGUUAUUUUGAUGCUUAAGAACAACUCGUCCUCUUACUAUUGACUCACUAUCACUGCACUAUCAAUGUAUCUGAAAUGAUAAAUUCCUCCAAAAAUGAAUAUAGUAGAUGAAGUAGAGAGGAUAUAUUGCCAAUAAACCAAGUCUCCACUCUUCAGAUUCAGUUUUCACCACUAUAAAGUGACUGUGGUAUGUAUGUAAAAUAAACCUCUCGCAAAGUGCCUGGAAAAAAAAAGGCAUGUUCCUUAUGCCUUAAUGUGAAGAUUCAAGUGUUUUAGCUUGUGUGUCAAUUGUGUCUUUAUUUCAGUAAUGCAUAAAUGUUAGCCUUGUUUGGGUCAGUUAAGACCAGUUCAGAUAUAUUUUUUUAAUAAGAAAUAAUUGGCACUAAUGUUUUGGUUUUUGUGCCCAGUUUCAAAGACAGAAAGUCUUAAUUUUGUUUGUUGUUGAGAUUAUUCUUCCAGAGCAUCAGGCAGUCCACAUAAAGAUGAUUAAUUUAGUAUUAAGACAGAUAUUGUGUCUUUGGUUACAUAAAGAUGUUUAUAGACUGAUCUCUGAGAUUUUUGCACUUGCCUGGCUUUUUAAUUGUAUUUAUUAAAAUAAAAUGUGUGUAAGAACAUCUCAUAACAUUUCUUGUAUUGUUUAUGGAAACAUUGCAAAUUCACCAUAUUUUCUAAUCAAUGAAAUAAAACAAUAAAAAGACUCAUCAGUGUC